AUGGUCCCUAGCAGGAUCGAACUGCUGAUCUUGGUGUUAUUAGCACCACGCCUUAACCAACUAGGCCAAGGGACCCUAUCUUUUUCAAUUAUUAGCUAG
Molecule: messenger RNA, 99 nt
Organism: Priceomyces carsonii
Lineage: Eukaryota; Fungi; Ascomycota; Pichiomycetes; Serinales; Debaryomycetaceae
Exons: 1
Coding region: 1-99 (32 amino acids)
Source: RefSeq, a predicted model, not a curated record